AAAACACCACAGUUGCGUUCAGCGUUUGAGGACAAAUGGCAACACCAGGCAUCGACCUGGUGGUUCGCAGUGUGCACAGAACGUUCGUGCUAAACGGCGUAGAUCCAAAUGCCAGCAUCGAUGACCUGAAGGGACUGCUCCACAAGCGAGGCGCGGAGGAGAACCUGUCGCUGCCUGCGCAGAAGCAGCGACUGGUGCACCGUGGCAGCGUGCUAAGCGCUGGCAGUCUGCAGCAAGCUGGCGUACGCUCCGGCGACCACCUGGUGCUGCUGGUGAACCGGGCCGGUGCCGUGCCCAGCGUUCCCGACGACACUACCCCCGUGCCUACCGCGGCCACCAUCCGCACGGCCAUCCUGGCGGAGGCGCGGAGGCGCGGCGUGGAGAGCAGCAUCGUGGAGGAGCAGCCCCGGCCAGCCCGGCACAUGUACGGCGGCCCGGGCGGCAUGCCGCUGCCCAUGGACGCGCUCGCCAUGGACGUGGACAACCAGCUCAUGCAGCUGCUGGCGGCGCUGGGCGGCCGCGUGGCGGUGGCGCCCGGCGGUGGAGGAGGUGGAGGCGCGGGGCAGGUGCAGGUGGGCAUGCCGCCUUUCGGCAUGCUUCCGCCUGGUAUGCGCCUUUUCGGCGUCCCGCCGCCACAUGCCGCUGGAGGCGGCGCCCACGCGCCAGGCGGCGGCGCGGCAGCCCACGCUCCGCCCCAGCCGGCACAGCCUCCGCCUCCGCCGCCCGCGCCUGUGAUUCCGGAGCCUGACGCGUCGGCGAUGGCGCAGCUGGGCGAGAUGGGCUUUGGCGAGCCGGUGGUGCGCAAGGCGCUGUUGCUGCACCGCAAUGACAUGGAGCAGGCGCUCAACUGGCUGCUGCAGCACGGCGACGACCCCGCGGCUGCGGAGCCGCUCACAGAUGACCAGCUACGGCAGAUCUACGCGGGCGGCCUGCGGGGCCCCGCCUCUGAGCCGGAGCAGGUAGAGCAGCUGGUGGCAAUGGGCUUUGACCGCCACCGCGCCGCCGCCGCGAUGCGCCGGUACCGCAACAUGGACGUGGCGCUGGCCAUACUGCUGCAGCAGGAGGAGGCGGCGCAGGCGGCGCAAGGCGAGCAGGCGGCGGGGCAGCAGGGCGAGCAGCAGGCUGCGGCGGGGCAGGGAGGGCAGGGCCAGGAGGGCCAGCAGGCGGCGGCGGUUCCCGCCCAGGCGCAGCAGGCGACGGACGGCGCGCGCCCGGUACAGGAGGCGCAAGGAGGUGCCGGGGCAGCAAUGGUGCAGACACCGGUAGCGGCGGCGGGAGGGCCGGAGGCGGCUGCGCAUGGGGAGGGCCACGCGCAUGAUGGCGAUGAGGAGGGGAAUGAGCACGAGCACGACGAGGAGCAGGAUGAAGAUGACGACGACGACGAUGAGGAGGAGGAGGAGGAGGAGGAGGAGGAUGACGAAGAGGAGUACGAGGAAGACCAGGAGGAGGAUAUGACGGGGGACGGCGAUGACGAGAUGCGCCUGAUGCACAUGGGUCUCAUGCAGGCCGGCGGGGGUGCCCGGGGGCCAGGCGCCGGGAAUGCCGGCGCCGCGGCCGGCGGCGCCGGCGGCGCACCCGGUGCCGCGCCCAUGGACGACGGCGGGCUGGGCGCGGGGCUGGCAAUGGGCGGCUUCGGCGCGCCUCCGUUCCUGGUUGGGGGCGGUGGCGGCGGCAUGUAUGGACUGGGCGGCGGCGGCGGCUCGGCGCCGGCCGUCACCAUCACGCGCGGACCCGACGGCAAUGACCUGGUACUGGGGUCGGCUGGUGCGUCGAUGCCGCCGCUCAUGCCCUCACGCGGCAUCAUGUUGGGCGGCGGCGGUGGCGGCGGCGGCAUGGGCGGCGGCCUGAACAUGCUGGCGGAUCUGGCGCCGCUGCUGGGUGGUGGCGGGGGUGGCCGGGGCGCUGGCGCGGGUGGUGCUGGUGGCGGCGCGGGUGCGGGCGGCCCCGAGGAGGAGGAGCUGCUGCAGGGCAUGGGCCUGGUGCAUCAGCUGCUGAGUGCGGUGCUGAGGGACGCGCUCAACGGCCAGGGAGGGCAGGGCGGUCCGGGUGGCGGACCGGAGGGUGGGCCGGCCCGGCGAUGAGGUGCUCAGGAAGGGUCAGACAGCGUGGCUUGGUUGUAGUUGGGCGUGCUCGCUGUUGCGGCUCGGUGCGUCAUGAUUGCCAGACUGUCAGCGGGGCCAGUCCCGCCAGCAAACGGUAGCUGUCAUUCGGCGAAAGUCUUUGACAGUUCACGUGUAUUUCAGGUGCGGGAUGAAUGGCAUACAGGAUUGGGGGGGCUUGGAUACAAGAGCAUGCGCCCAAGGACUGCGCGUGUAACUAGGCGUUUACCCACGUUGCAAGGCCUCUUGUAGCAUCCAAGUCUUUCGCAGUGUCGCAUCAGGGUCGCACUGCCUGGACCCGGCUGGCCCCGGACAGUCGGACCUCGAUACCACAGUGCAAACUGCUAAAGUG
This is a messenger RNA of Chlamydomonas reinhardtii, 2451 nucleotides long. RefSeq lists its product as uncharacterized. The coding region runs from base 36 to 2081 and encodes 681 amino acids. Gene Ontology annotation, molecular function: protein binding. Lineage: Eukaryota; Viridiplantae; Chlorophyta; Chlorophyceae; Chlamydomonadales; Chlamydomonadaceae. The transcript is spliced from 7 exons. The record is from RefSeq and is a predicted model, not a curated record.